AUGUCGGCUGAUGAACGAUUUGACAGCAUGCUGUUGGCUAUUGCCCAGCAACACGAUGGGAUUGAUUCCAUCCUUGACACCUUCUUCUCCUUUCUUGGGAGGAAAACAGACUUUUUCACGCAGCCGCAAAAGGCUCGCGAGUCGGUACAGCGGGCUCUGGAGCGUCAUCUAGUGCGAGCCGAAGAGAGGCUGCAGAAGAAGCAGACAGAGGAAGCGCUACGAAAGCAGAAAGCCGCUGCUUCACGAGUGGAGGUGUUGGAGGACGAGGAAGAAGCGGCAUCCAAGGCAGCCGCUAAAGCAGCAGCAGAGGCCGCCAAGCGCAAGGCGGAAAUGGAGAAGGCGGCCAAUGCGGUAGCCAACGCCAAGGAGGACGAGGAUGGUAUGAAGCCAAAGGGACUUCCUCCGACCGCGGGCAAUGGAUUUGACUACGAGCAUUAUAUGUUUUCCCAAACUCUGCAGGAGGUGGAGGUGCGAGUGCCGUUACCCAUUGCAAAUGCCAAGGGAAGAGACCUUGAUAUCGUGCUGCAGCAGCGCCAUAUGCGUGUUGGAAUGAAAGAGAAAACGCCCAUUGUGAAUGGUGAUCUCUACGCCGCCGUAAAGGCUGAAGAGUGCAUGUGGACUAUAGAGGAUGGUUCUACGGUUGUUAUCACGCUCACGAAAAUGAAUCAGAUGGAAUGGUGGAAGACCGUCAUUGCCGGUGAUGCGGAAAUCGAUCUACAGAAGGUGGUGCCGGAGAAUUCCAAGUUAGAUGAUCUUGACAGUGAAACGCGACAGACGGUGGAGAAGAUGAUGUACGAUCAGCGUCAGAAAGCGAUGGGUUUGCCAACGUCGGAGGAGCAGCAGAAGCGGGACAUGCUGGCAAAAUUUAUGGCGGCACACCCAGAAAUGGACUUUUCACAAGCAAAGAUCUGUUAA
This is a messenger RNA of Trypanosoma cruzi, 915 nucleotides long. RefSeq lists its product as uncharacterized. Bases 1 to 915 code for a protein of 304 amino acids. Gene Ontology annotation, biological process: protein folding. The transcript has a single exon. Gene Ontology annotation, cellular component: cytoplasm. The record is from RefSeq and is a predicted model, not a curated record. NCBI's taxonomy places the organism in Eukaryota, Euglenozoa, Kinetoplastea, Trypanosomatida, Trypanosomatidae.